This is a messenger RNA of Candoia aspera, 5454 nucleotides long. RefSeq names its product CD81 molecule (gene CD81). Gene Ontology annotation, cellular component: plasma membrane. NCBI's taxonomy places the organism in Eukaryota, Metazoa, Chordata, Lepidosauria, Squamata, Candoiidae. The transcript has 8 exons. The coding region runs from base 175 to 861 and encodes 228 amino acids. The record is from RefSeq and is a predicted model, not a curated record.
GGGGCCAGGGAGGUGUCUGCAAGCCAAGCAAAGGAGGAGAAAUAACGGGAAAAUACUGUAGAAGGGGCAGCUCGGCUAUCUGUGGUCCUGAAGGGGAAGAAAUAUCUCCGACCCCGCAGCAACCGGACCCGCAGCUCCUGAUUUCCAAAAAGAGGCCAAAUCCCCGCCGCAGCAAUGGGAGUGGAAGGCUGUACCAAGUGCAUCAAAUACCUGCUGUUUGUCUUCAAUUUUGUCUUCUGGCUGGCAGGAGGAAUCAUUCUUGGUGUGGGAUUAUGGCUUCGUCAUGAUUCACAAACCUCACUCAUCUUGCAGUCUUCACUAGAUGACCAGCACGCUCCUAACACAUUCUACAUUGGAAUCUACAUUCUGAUUGCAGUUGGAGCAGUGAUGAUGUUUGUGGGUUUCCUAGGAUGUUAUGGAGCUAUCCAGGAAUCACAGUGCCUUCUUGGAACAUUUUUUACAUGCCUUGUCAUCUUGUUUGCUUGUGAAGUGGCUGCUGGCAUCUGGGGAUUCGUUAAUAAGGAUCAGAUUGCCAAAGAUGUCAAACAAUUUUAUGAUCAGGCAUUGCUUCAAUCGAAAGACAAGGAUGAGAACAAAGCAAAAAAGGCACAAACUGUUGUGAAAACCUUCCAUGAAACACUAAACUGCUGUGGCAGAGAUUCUUUAGAUUGGCUCACUUCUGGCUGCAGUGCAAUAGAAAUGGCAAACGAAGGCACUUGUCACUAUAAAAUUGAUGAGCUGUUCUCUGGAAAGCUGUACGUGAUUGGCAUUGUUGCCAUAGUGGUGGCUGUAAUCAUGAUUUUUGAAAUGAUCCUGAGCAUGGUUCUGUGCUGUGGCAUUAGGAAUAGCUCUGUCUAUUGAGAAGCAGAAGAACAGGGACAAGUAGUGGUGCCGAAGCAACCCCAAGUGCCACUGCCUGAUCAGAAGACACUUGUAACAAAAUGAAGAAAAUUAUGUAUAUACAUAUUUCAGAUAUUAUCAUACAGAGCGUAUCAUUCUUACUUGGAAGUCUUCUUGUUCGUUUUAAGGGGUGGGGGAAAGGGGAGUUUUCUGUAUAUUUGUGGCAGAGUUAGUUACACAUCAGUUUAUGGGGUAAAAAAUGCUAUCAUGCCAGUGGUUCCAGGCCUUUAUCAAAGAUAGCCUUUCUCUCCCUGUUCUCAGCCAUUGUUCCCAUUUUACCAAGAUGGAAUUUAAGAGUUUUUUCUUCAGGAGUUUAUCCUUAUGAGGAACAUGGAAAGUGUUUUGCUCCCCAAAAGUGGUUAUUUUUUUCCCCCUCUGGAGGAGAUAAAGUAAAAUCUUCCUGUUCCAAUUUUUUUGUCUUGAUUUCUUAUAAAUCUUGGAUUCUUGGACUAAAUGUGUGAGCAUAAGUGUACAAGAGUCGCUGAGCAGAAUUAAACUGUUUUGCUGUUCUCUUACUAAACCUGCACAUCUGUCAAUAUUUUUUAUAACAAUAAUACCCCUUUCAUUAAAAAGACUUACUUCAUGAAUUCGCAUAAAUCUAUUACUUUGAUGUCCAUUAUAUUUCCCGGAGACAAAGCAUGGAUACAUGUCAUAGUCAAGUCUUCAAAAGAUACUAAUUUAUAGAAAGGGAGAUUUAGCCCCCAACCUGGUCUUUUAAUUUUGAUGUAACUCUCUUUUUUUAGAUGUAGAUCCAAUAAUGGAAUAUACACUCUUUUAAUAUCUUAACACUCACAUUGCUUAGAUUAUUACUUCUGCUGCAUAUAUUGCCUAACAUUGUUUGCUUGGUAAAUGUGUAGUAUUCGGAUGCCAGAAGUAACUGUUUGGGGAAACCAGUUAAAUAAUUUCUGGAAGCCUGUUCAUUAAAUGUAAUUUGUUGGUUUUUAAGGAGGCACCUAUUCUUUGUCAUUGAAAAGCCUUUAAUAAAGCUGGAUAAUAUACCUCAAGAUACAUAGGGGUAUGACACCCACAAAUAAAACUUUGAACCUGUUCUCCACUAGGCAUCCUUUACAAACCGUGAUGACAAAGAAUUGAUUUUUUAAUUGCAUAGUCACAGUGCAAACCUCAGCCUUUCAUACUUGUGUUCUGGCACUGGACACAAGUACCCAAAUCACAAGGUUUUUGCAUCAUGACAUGAAUUUCAUCAUUUGACCCUACCCCUGCAGAUCCCUGUGUAUUCUCAUCUCCACACACCAGAAAUAGAGCAAGAGAACUAUAAGCUGAGCAAUUUUCCAGAACUCCUAACUCACCCAUUACAGUUCCAGACAGAUACCUCUUUCAUAUCCAUCCAGCUGAUAGCUCAAGAAAUUAUUUUCUCUGUGGUUGGCUUAUGAUUUCUGACCAUUCGUCCCCACUUAUCCAUCCUUAAUGCAAAAUUGAAAAUUGUCUUGCUCUUUACCCCUGUUCUGCUAACUGUAUCUUCUGUUAGCCUCCAGAUGUUUUCAAACAUCAUCUGGGACAAUUGGUAUUGUUGUCCAAUACAUCUGGAAGGUCCCAAAUCAGGGAAUAUACAUUGCUAUGUCCUCUAUGCCAUAGAAUGGCCAUAUUGUACCAUAUGCAUAGCGUUUUGUUUUGUUUUAUUUUAUUUUUGAAAUAACAGAAUUCAUUGGUACAGAUAAUCCUAUCCUGUUACCACCUCUUAGUUCCUCAAGUGUAGCUUCUGUGCUGUUCUCAUGUUGUUCUUGCAGAAGUCAUUUUAAUCUUGGUUUCUUCUGCUGUGGUCACAUCAGUUGCAGUGGAUUCAGUGUCCUUUAAAAUAGUAGUUGGAACAGAUGAGCUGCAUGUGAACUGGAUCUACCCACAUUUACCCAAAAGGAAGACAAUCCUAAAGUUAAAAAUACCAGUCUCUUCCCCUUGAAAGAGCAGAGAGAAAAACUCAACUGCCUCCUUUACCAUAUUCUUGUCUCUUUUUAAGGUAAAUUAUUUGGGGUAAAAACUAGUUUUCCUUUCAGGUAAGUGAAGCAAAUAUAACCAUCUGUGUAAACUAGAAUCUCAGGGUACACAAGACACAUCAGAAAACUAAAGUGUUGAUUAGACCUUUCUCUCUCUCUCUCCACACUGCCCCUUCUCCUUCUGACUUCUGGAAUAGGCAGCAACCAGACAUAGCUCCUCCAUAGGGGUUCUUUAAAUAUCUGUCCCAAAUCAGAAACGUUUUGUUUCUGGCAUUCUUAGGGAACUAUGUCUCAAGAGUUUUGCUGAUAUAAGGAAGGAAAUGAGGAAGACAUCUUUUAGCCUUAGAAAUAGCCUUAAAGGAACCCUGCCCUGAAUGUCAAGUUUUGCAUGCACUAAAAACAAAAGUGAUUCUGCCAGUCUACCCACCUUUCAAAGGCUUUGGGGUUACAUGGUCCAGUAUAAUAGACUACUGUAUACAUACAAAUCUUAGGUAUCAGUUGUGCAUGUACAUUUUAUCUACAUACAUAUAUUGUGUGUGUGCAUGUGCAUUGGGGUUACCAGAGUACAGAAUGGAUAUGUGUAACUCAAGGCCUUUUAUUGAGUGUCCUUGAGAAAUGUGUAUAAAUGUACCACUAAAUAGUCUCUGUCUUGUUUUUCCUAUAUUGUAUAUGAAUAUUGUUCAGCGUUCAGUUGGUGACAUGUAAGCAGCCAGAGUUCUCUUCUGAAGAUCAGUGUGUCCCAACCUCAGCAACUUUAAGACAUGUGGACUUCAAGUCCCAGAAUUCCCCAGCCAGCCAUGCUGGCUAGGGAAUUCUGGGACUUGAAGUCCACAUGUCUUAAAGUUGCUGAGGUUGCGAAAUACUGGUGUAGAUAAUGAUUGGAUAUCCUGGCUCAAUAUAAGUUUUAAAUAGGGCAAGAGGAAGUUAAGGAAGUUUUUUCCCAGGUUUUGGGCAAAACCUGCCUAUAUGAAUGAAAAACAGAUAUAGUUUUAAAUGGAGAAGGGGUGCUUAAAAAGAUAUCUGCCCAUCUAGAAGUUUUUAUGAGGAGCAAAACACUUUUUGAGCAAAAGGAAAAGAUUGAAUAUGCACUCUGAGUAGCUCUUCCUCUCUAAAUGAGGUGAUGUGGAGCCUGCUGGAUUUUUUAAUUUAUACUUUUCAUUAAAAAAAAAACAUUGGCAAGUAUGUCGCUUUUGCUCCUGGAAGAUUAGCAGUAAGAAGUAAAGUUUGACAAGUAAAAGUUUUGAUAAGUUUGAAGUCUGAUUUGUAGAAUCAAAUUCCCAUUCUAAAAAGAGAAAAUUGAGUAGCAAUUGAGCCCUAAGGCCAAGAGUAUUAAAUUAUUGCAUCUUUAGCAAUGUGAGGGUAGAGUUGAAAGCAUUUCCAAAACAAGUAAGGAGAUUGCAAUGCUUAGUCAACAACAAAGACAGGUAACAAGUAUCUUCCAACUGUUUUGAAUUUCUGCUGCAAAGAUCCUUUGCUUUUCUGCUGGGGCUGAUGGGAGUUGUGGUUCAAAACAUCUGGAGGGCAUAAGUCUGAUUAUUCCAAGAUCAUAUUGGAAAACAAGUUACCCACUCUAUUACUUCAUGCUGCAGCUGACAAAUGAUGAACAGAAAUGAAAUUCAUGUACUGAAAACCAGCUGAUGGGAGAGCAUCUUGAUAUAUUGGAUUUUUUCCCCCCUGUGCGUAGAUUUUUUUUAUCUCUGUCUAGCAGAGCAUGCACAUGCAUGCUAUCUGAAGUGAUACAGUCUCUGAUCAGUCGUAUUGUGUGAGCUGCUGUUUGUGUAAAUGUGCCUAAGUCCUUUUUCUGUACCAGUAACAACAGGAACUGUUUCCACUUUCUUUAAUCUGUCUGCAAAGAGCUGUGGGAUUAGCAAAAGAGACACAGAUGCCUUCCAGAUUCAAAAACUGGCUGAUAAAUUGGCUAAUGAAGUAUUGCAUGUGUGGUACCAUCUGCCAUAAAUUCAAGCCUUAAAAGUGCCUUUGCUGAGAUUGAAGGAGUACAAAAAUCAUCAUUCAGUACAGCUCUAAUGUUUGAAAGCAGAGGAAUGAAAAAAAGCUCAUUCCUAAAAUGAGGUGAAAGGCAGACAGAAUAAAGGCUUCAUGCCAACUGGAGCCAUGUUCAACAAACUGAAGUUUUAUCUUCACAAGAAUUUAUGUUAGAUGUAAGAAAAUUUAUACUGGUUAUGGUUCCAAGACAAUGAAGGUUGGCAGAAUUGAGAUAUGAAUAUGCCCCAGUCUUAAUUUUUUAAGAUGCCUGGGGAAGGGUGGGAGGGAGAGAGAAAUUAGGAUAGAGAAGUCUCUUAAAAAAAGAUGGUGUAAGGACAAUGUUCCUUUUUAAAGCUGCUUAUUUAAGAAGAAGGGCAGACUUUCUCAGUCCUUUCAUUUCUGUAGUGUUUGGGGAAUUCUAAGAGUUGAAAUUCAGUAUUCUGGAGGGGACCACGUUGUGGAAGGUCAAUACAGUGGGAGGCCAAAGUGAGCUGCUAGCAACAUGGAACUGAAUGCUUUGUUUUAUUUUAUAUAAAAGAACCUGUCACAAGCUAUGUUAACUUUUCUUCUUUGGCUUUUUUUUUUACUUUUAAAAAUUUCAAUAAACAUUUUCUCUAGCGUG